UCCUCCUCCUCCUCCUUUGCCGUCGCCCACACUUCCCCAACCGCCUCCCUCCAUCUUCCCGCCCCCACCUUCGCCGCCAGCGUCACCUCUUCUUCGCCUCGUCGUAGCCGUCUUCCCGCUUCCUCCAUGCGCCGGCGUUUUCCCUUCUCCUCCCGACGUCGGCGUCUUCUUUCUGUGUCAUCCUUUCACCCCCGCGGCCAGCGUCUUCUCCCCCUUCGCUUCGCUGCAGCCGCCCCAGCAACCCUCUCCCGUACCUCCUCCUCCCUCUCCUUCUCGUCGGAUCCUUCAUCCUUGCCCCCCUCCCAACUGACAGCAACCCCCUCUUCAUCCUCCUCCUUCUACGUAAAUUGUUUUAUUAAUAUAGAUUUGAACAAGCAUUAUUUGGUCCUUUAAAUGAAUACUAUGUUUCUUUUUUUGUUUUAGCGAUUAUAUCUAUUAAUCAUGAUGUAUACUUUUAAAAUUUUAAGAAGCAUCUCUCUUCACUCGGGCCAGCGUCUCGGGCGUUUUGAUACCUUGGCGGCGUUUUAACACCUUGGCGUCGUUUAAUGUCUGUCGACCUCGAGCACACUGCUAGAGAAACAACUUGGUUCACAUGUUUGGUUCCAUUUAAUUAUUCGGACCCAUGCAUGUUGCCAAACUUUGUCGAUGUUAGUUUUCAUGCUUGGUCCUUUUAUGUGCAUAUUUGAAUUCAUCUGAACCAAAUUGAGCACAUCACAGCUCCACAAAAAAUCAUUGAAUUUGAGCUGCAUUGGUUAUAUAUGUAUUCUAAAAAUGUUAUGAGAUUCAAGUGAGAUUGUCAUGAUUCAAUUUUAACCUAAACAUGUUUCAGCUGCAUUCCCUCACAUCAAGUUCUAUGCUUAAACUAACCUGUCCGUGAGUCCCUCAUGCAUAAAUGUCUGCCUGCAUGUACACGUUUGAUUGCAUGCCAUUAUUUUAUUAUAUCAAUCUUUUGAUCCCAUUAUUAAUUUUUUGUUGCUUACCACAUAAGUCGGUCGGUUCUCAAAUGGUUAUGAAUGCCAAAUAAGUUUGUAAUAUGACUUUUGAUUAUCGUUACCUAUUUGUUGCUCAGACAUAAUAAUACAUGUGCAAUUUAGUUAUCAGAUAAAACCACGCACAUGGGAGCAUUGCACAUAUUUCCUGUCUGUUUUUGGCUCUUGUGGUAACUUCAUCAAAUGCGUGCUGAUUCUGGUGUCUUGCAUUGAACCACAGUAAUGAAUUGUUGGACCUCCUUUCGCAUGUAUACUAAUUAUACAUACAGAAUGCAUUUAUAUAUUCAAUUUUGAGGCUAAGAGAUUGUCUAUAUUAAUGGAUUUGGAGAGGGCAGUUAGGUACUAGAAGCUAUUAGGACCUGUCACUGUCUCUUAAUGCUAUCCUCUGUCACUAAAAGUACAAGCUGAGUGAACAAUUAGAAUGUGACAUGAUUUCCAAACCCCAAAAUAGACCCAAAAUCUCAAUGUGUUUGGUUAGGUAUAACCUUACAUCUUUAUGUCGGCAUAAUGUGGUCUCCUCUGCAGGCUGAUAGUAACUCUCUUGGCAACUUGAUACAUGUUUGUACAUCAAAGCAUAUCGGUGUGCUUAUAUUUGAAUUACCAUUCUUGUAUUUAUACUAGUAGCAAUAGAAAAACAUUUAAAUGUUCUUAAUUCAACCACAGGUGUUUUCUUACACAGAGUUCAUUGACGCAAAAGAUGCAUAUAGCUGAUCAUGAAUAGUUACAUUAUGACUUUUAUUGUUGUUGUGCUUGUUUGCACUUGCUGGUUUUAUUGGAAAAUUCUCACUGAUCUAGGCUAUGUUGGUGAAACUUCUCAAUAAGAAAUAUUUUUUUCUUUAUUAAUGACAUCAAGAUAUUUUCUAAUACUGUAGCUGAAGCUAUUUGCACGAGCAGUCUUUCUAUAAAAUUAAGUUCCUUUAUCAACAUAGAACCAAAUAAACUAGUAGCAUUUCUUGAUCAAGGCAGCUUUCUUACCUCUUGGUUCAUUUUUCAGAAAAUUUGUUGCCUUUCUCAGGUCUUUCAUCGAAGUUGUAAUUUUUUGUCAAGUUGUAUUAACAAUGGCAUCUUUAGCAUGUUGAACCUCACAGCAUGUUUGAUGAAGAUACAUUUGAUAUGAUUUUCUAAUUGCUGCUGGGAUAUAGUGUGCUUCACAGUUUCUAAAGCUCCUAACUACAAUAGAGAAAUAAUGGAAGGUAGUGUCAGUGCGCAUGUGUCACAUCAAGCCAUUGUUUCAGUGGUGUAGAAUUGCAAGGAUGGAAGUGUGAUAAUAAGUAAAUUAUCCAAGGUGGAUUAACAUGAGUGGUAGAGGAAUGUCGUCGGAUCAGAUGAUUAGUUGAAAGUUUUCAACUUCCUUCUGGUUGGAAGCAGAUACAGAAAAUAUAUAUAGUUUUGGUGCCCUCGAUUUGAGGUAGAAGAGGAAUCUGAACAUAGAGCAUCCAGCAAUAAGACUACUUUUCUUGUAUUUUUCUGCAAACAGUACGUGAUACUGCUUCAAAAGAUCAUGUUUUUGGUGCAAAAGAGGCUCUUUUGCUAUCUGCCAAGUAACAAGUCCACUAUCCAUCUUUCCUCCUAUCAACUUUGCGGUCUGUUUAACUUCUCCACUGCUAAAGACCAAAGUUCAGAGCAUAGUUCCAACUUUAUAGUGGUCGACUCCCUUCAUUCAUGUGAACUUUCCUCAGAGAAGGCUGCAAAAAAAGCCAAGUAUCACACCUGUCACAAAAAUUCUUCGAGUCUUUCCAUUGAGUUCUUUAAGCAGAGCGGUUGGAGUGAUGCACAAGUCAUGAAACUUAUCCGGAAGUCACCGCUGUUGCUGCGUACUAAGGUAGAGACUGCCCUGAAGCCCAGAAUGAGAUCUUUGAAGGACAUGGGAUUUUCUGACACUGAAAUAGUUCAGCUGGUUUCAUCAUGUCCAUCUGUACUCCUUUUACGUGAUAUCCAACCAAAGAUCGACUUCUGGAGGUCACUACUUGGUUCUAAUGAGAGGUUACUGAAUGCCUCUAGGAGGAACAUGUUUCUACUUGGUUCUAGCAUGGAUCGGAAGAUAGAACCUAAUGUAUCUCUCUUAAGGGAAUGUGGCAUCAGUGACAAACGCAUCGUGUAUAUGGUGAUGACAACGCCGGCCAUUAUGGGUCGAUCAAACAAAUAUAUGAAGGAAGCUAUCAAAUUAGUUAAGGAGUUGGGUGUGCCAUGUAACUGUAGAAUGUUCCCUUAUGCACUUAGUAUGGUCACCGGCAUGAGCCGAUCCAGGUUUUAUGAUACCUUUGCAACCCUGAUGAACUUUGGGUUCUCCCUGCAAGACAUCAUAGCUGCAUUCAGGAAGCAUCCAACCAUUUGGUAUUUGUCGAAGAAGAACAUAUGUGACAAGAUGACUUUCCUGUUGAAGGAAGCUGGUUGUGAGCUGACAUAUAUCAUUUCCCAUCCUGUGAUUCUUGCAUACAGCUUGGAGAAGAGGUUGAAACCUCGAUAUGCAAUUCUGAAUUUUCUUGAGCAGAAUAAAUUGCUGGAUAAAGUAUAUAGCCUGAUGUCCGUGAUAAUGCUAUCGGAAAAGAAGUUCCAAAAUAAAUUUCUUUUCCUGCUUCGCGAGGAGAAAUCUAUUGCUCUAUAUGAUUCCUAUUUGAAAUCUGUUGCUCAAUAGGAUUCCUAUGUUGCUGCUGGGCAUGGAAAGCACCAUGUUGUUUGGGAAAAUUAGGAUUGCAUGUGCUUCCUCAGACAAAGUGUCAACUUAUUGCACACUUAUUUAAUCAUGUUAAAUUUGUGACAAUUUAAAUUCUCCAAGGAGCUUCUUUUCUUUUAUU
Messenger RNA from Musa acuminata subsp. malaccensis (wild Malaysian banana), 3784 nucleotides. NCBI's taxonomy places the organism in Eukaryota, Viridiplantae, Streptophyta, Magnoliopsida, Zingiberales, Musaceae. The record is from RefSeq and is a predicted model, not a curated record.